AACUCUAUUUGCUUUUUUACGUUUACUUUUUAGAUAGAUAUAUUUCUUUAAUAUAUGUGAUCUCAAGUUUCAGUGCUCUGCUUUUACUGCUCUAAGUUCCUGUAACUGUUAAAAGUUUGAUUCUAGCUUUGGUUGUCGACUGCUAAGUUAGAAACGCAAAGAUGCAUUGGUUGUCGAGAAAAUAUAAGAAAAGAGAAUGUGGUUUGGAGUUUAGAAACCUGUAUAAGAUACUUGUGAGCAUUUUGGAGCUACAGGAACGGACAGAGACCUUUUAUAAAUUUAAUCUUUAUCUUUUCUUCACCUAUGCCAACUUUGUGUGUUUGGAGUUCAGAAACCUGUAGAAUACGGUAAUUGUAAGCAUUGUGGAGCUAGAAGAACAGACACAGAUCGUUAAUUGCUCUUUGUUUUUGGUAUUCACUAAGAUAAGAAGAAUGUUGAUUUAGGUUGUCAGAAGUAGCUAUAUCCCUCAGCUAAUGGAGGAAAGUGUCAGCAAGGUACCACCGUCACUAAGGCUAGGGAGCUUUAAGUCCAGUCUUUCUGGAAGAUCUACUCCAAAGAGUUCUCCUACAUUUCGGCGACUGCAUUCAAGCCGAACUCCAAGAAGAGAAGCAAGAAGUGGAGCUGGUGGCAUUCAAUGGUUUAGGAGCAAUCGAUUAGUUUAUUGGUUGCUUUUGAUUACUCUUUGGGCUUACCUUGGAUUUUAUGUACAAUCCAGGUGGGCUCAUGGUCAUAAAAAGGAGGAAUUUUUGGGCUUCACUGGUGAUCCAAGAAAUAAACUUUUGGAUGCUGAAAAGAAUGCACGACGAGAUUUGCUUGCUGAUGACAGUUUCGUAGCAGUGAAUAAUGGAACUAAUAAAACUCAGGUGUCUAGUGAUAGAAAGCUUGAUGUGAUUUUGGCCAAGAAAGGGAAUGAAGUCUCAUCAAGGAAGAAAAGGAGUAAAAGAGCAAGGCGUAGUUUGCACAAGAUGCGUGGUAAACCGAAGGCAAAAAUGAACAAUGAAAUUAGUGACUCCGAGGAUCAAGAACAGGAAAUUCUACAUACAAAUUCUACUUACAGAUUGCUUGUUGGUCCAUUUGGAUCAGUGGAGGACAGAGUUCUGGAGUGGAGUCCUGAAAAGCGGUCUGGAACAUGUGAUAGGAAGGGGCAUUUUGCACGCCUUGUUUGGUCCAGAAGAUUAGUGUUGGUAUUUCAUGAACUCUCAAUGACUGGGGCUCCGAUUUCAAUGAUGGAGUUGGCAACAGAGCUCUUGAGCUGUGGAGCCACUGUAUCUGCUGUUGUUCUGAGUAAGAAAGGAGGACUUACGUCCGAGCUUGCAAGGAGAAGGAUCAAAGUGCUUGAAGACAGAGCAGACCUUAGCUUCAAAACUGCCAUGAAGGCAGACCUUGUGAUUGCAGGGUCAGCAGUCUGUGCAUCAUGGAUAGAUCAAUAUAUUGCACAUUUUCCUGCUGGAGGAAGUCAAAUUGCUUGGUGGAUCAUGGAAAAUAGGAGAGAAUACUUUGAUCGGUCAAAGCUUGUUCUACACCGGGUGAAAAUGCUUAUUUUCUUAUCUGAAUUGCAGAGUAAACAGUGGCUUACCUGGUGUCAAGAAGAAAAUAUUAAGCUGAGAUCUCAGCCUGCUCUUGUUCCACUUGCUGUUAGUGAUGAGCUGGCUUUUGUAGCUGGCAUUCCUUGUUCUUUAAAUACUCCAUCUUCCAGCCCAGAAAAGAUGCUAGAAAAAAGGCAGUUGUUGCGUGAUGCAGUAAGAAAAGAGAUGGGUUUGAAAGAUAAUGAUAUGCUUGUGAUGUCCCUAAGUAGCAUAAAUGCUGGAAAGGGCCAGCUCUUCCUUCUUGAGGCAGCACACCUCUUCAUUGAUCAGUAUCCUUUGCAAACUGGUUCUGAAGUUAAAAAAUCAUUAGAUAUCAGGCAAGAUCAUUCCACCUUGGGUGUAAAGCAUCAUUUAAGAGGUUUGGUUUUGAAGUCGAGCAAUGGUGAUUUAUCUUCUAGAGAUUUGCGGACCAGAAACAGUCACAGAAGGAAGAUGCUGUUUGAUAGCCAAGGAACAGAAGAACAAGCUCUUAAAGUUCUUAUUGGUUCUGUUGGGUCUAAGAGCAAUAAGAUAUCUUAUGUUAAAGAAAUUCUUAGAUUUUUGUCUCAGCAUGCAAAGUUGUCAGAGUCUGUACUCUGGACUCCUACAACUACACAUGUUGCUUCUCUAUAUUCAGCAGCAGAUGUUUACGUCAUGAACUCCCAGGGACUAGGAGAAACAUUUGGGAGAGUGACUGUUGAAGCAAUGGCAUUUGGUCUUCCGGUGUUAGGGACUGAUGCUGGAGGCACAAAAGAGAUAGUUGAUCACAAUGUGACAGGGCUUUUGCACCCUAUGGGUCACCCGGGGACCCAAGUUCUUGCUGAAAAUCUCCGGUUUUUGCUCAAAAAUCCAUCUGCAAGGAAACAAAUGGGGAUGGAAGGAAGAAAGAAGGUAGAGAGAAAUUAUCUAAAGAAGCACAUGUACAAGAGAUUUGUAGAGGUUCUGACCAGGUGUAUGAGAAGCCGAUAGCAUCCUAUUGUGUCUAUUUUAGGUCCACCACUCUCAUUCUUUUAUUUAUUUUCAUUUCUUAGGAACUUUUCUAUCAGUCAUCAGCAACCCCCUGUCAUUUGUCGUACAAUUUCUUUAGCUAUUUCUUUUUUCUGUCAGGAGAUGUGAUAUUAUUGCCUUUUAAUUCAGUUUAAAGACUUUAAAAGCACAUAGAAACAAUUUUCAACUUUGUAAUCUCUCCAAUAGUAAACUCCUUUAAAAAUAUAUUUAUAUUUUGGUCGGAAUA
Gossypium arboreum is the source of this 2799-nucleotide messenger RNA. RefSeq lists its product as uncharacterized. The record is from RefSeq and is a predicted model, not a curated record. The transcript has 6 exons. Gene Ontology annotation, molecular function: glycosyltransferase activity. Lineage: Eukaryota; Viridiplantae; Streptophyta; Magnoliopsida; Malvales; Malvaceae. The coding region runs from base 474 to 2534 and encodes 686 amino acids.